Peromyscus leucopus (white-footed mouse) is the source of this 3066-nucleotide messenger RNA. Its product is annotated as vomeronasal type-2 receptor 116-like. The record is from RefSeq and is a predicted model, not a curated record. The coding region runs from base 1 to 3066 and encodes 1021 amino acids. Gene Ontology annotation, cellular component: membrane. Gene Ontology annotation, biological process: G protein-coupled receptor signaling pathway. Gene Ontology annotation, molecular function: structural molecule activity; G protein-coupled receptor activity. NCBI's taxonomy places the organism in Eukaryota, Metazoa, Chordata, Mammalia, Rodentia, Cricetidae. The transcript is spliced from 7 exons.
AUGACGCUGUUCCGACUCAAGAGGGAUUUUGGCAUUACUACAGCGGUCAUAAUUGCCAUUUCUGCUGCUGCCACUGCAGCCACUGUUGCAGGUAUAGCUAUGACCACCACUGUCCAGACAGCUGCCACUCUAAAUAAUCUGUCUACAAAGGUGGCUCAGGCUCUGGAUUCCCAAACUGCUCUGGACUCACAUAUAAAAGGAGGAUUGAUGGUUGUCAAUCAAAGAAUCGAUCUUGUCCAAGAACAACUGGAUAUGCUUUGGCAACUGGCUCAGUUGGGCUGUGAAUGGAAGUUUAAUGCGCUGUGCAUUACUAGUGUGCCAUAUGAAAACUAUACUAGAGCUGCCAAUUUGUCUUGCUCCUUGUCUUUACAUCUUGCAGGGAAUUGGUCUGAGGAGUUUGAUGUUCUGGGAGGUCUCCGGCGCGCUGUGGUUGCUAUCAACUCCACGCGAGUGGACCUCAGUCUGGCAGAGGGAAUGACAUCCUGGAUCACCUCUGCUGUUUCCCUGUUUAAGGAGUGGGUGGGGACUCUUGUUCCUUUGUCCUCCUUGGAUGAUUUUUUGUGCACGUUAAAAGCACUAAAUUCUUUGCAUAGUGAUGGAAAUAUGGUGAUUGCUGCACUUGUUCCUCUUUUCCAUUAUUAUCUCAGGAAAACAGAUGAUCUUAGAGGUGAAGAUAUGCGUGAUCUCUGGUUCAAGUGGAGGAGCUAUCAAUUUUCUUUGGCCUUCAUAUUUGCCAUUGAGGAGAUCAACAGGAACACUCAUCUCUUACCCAACACAUCUCUAGGAUUUGAUCUCUAUCAUGUCCCAAGCAAUCAAUGGCAUAUUCUCCGGGAAGCUUUUACUUGCCUCACAGGAGCUAGAAUAAUCAUUCCGAAUUACACAUGUAGAGGACAGAAGAAGGCCGCUGCUUUACUUACAGGAACAUCAUGGGCAACCUCUGCACAUAUUGGGAGACUGCUCAAUCUCUACAAAUAUCCACAGAUUAAUUUUGGGCCAUUUGACACUAUGCUAAGUGACAGAGCCCAGUUCACUUCUCUCUACCAGACAGCACCCAAGGACACAUCUCUGUCACAAGGCAUUGUCAUUUUGAUGAUUCAUUUCAGCUGGACCUGGGUGGGACUGGUUCUCAUAGAUGACCACAAUGGGGCUGAGAUUCUCUCAGACCUGAGAAGAGAGAUGGACAGGAACAGAGUGUGCAUAGCUUUUGUAGAAAUGAUUCAGGACAACUUGAUUUCCUCCAACGACUUUUCCAGAACAACUUACCUGAAGAUCCUGAAAUCAUCUGCAAAUGUGGUUUUCAUUUAUGGUGACACCGAAUCUUCACAUGGUAUAAUCAUAAAUACAGGGAUACGUUUAAUGAAUGGGAAAGUUUGGAUCAUGAGGUCACAAUGGGAUUCAACUACUGAUUUUGAGUAUUUCAUAUUUGAUUCAUUCCAUGGGAGUCUCAUUUUUGCACACCACCGUGCUGAGAUUUCUGAUUUUAGGAAGUUUGUCCAGACGUACAACCCUUCCAAAUACCCAGAAGAUGGUUAUCUUGCUGUUUUGUGGAACACAUACUUCAAUUGUCCUUUUUCUGGACCUGAUUGUAAAAUUUUGAGUAGCUGUCUACCCAACGUUUCCUUGGAAAUGUUGCCUAAAAAUGUUUGGGAAAUAGAUAUGACUGAAGAGAGUUACAAUGUAUACAAUUCUGUGUAUGCUGUGGCUCACAGUCUCCAUGAGAUGACACUCAAACAAGUACAAGUUCAGCCCCAUGGAAAUGGGGAGAUAAGUAAAUUCCCUUGGGAGCUUCACCCAUUUCUCAAGAAUAUCCAUUUCAAAAAUGGUGCUGGAAACCUUGUGGUUUUGGAUUCACAAAGGAAAUUAGAUGCAGAAUAUGAUAUUCUCAACUUCUGGAAUUUUCCAGAUGGUCUCAGGCAAAAGAUGAAAGUUGGAACAUUUUCUCCAAAAGCUCCACAGGGCCAAGAACUAUGUUUGUCUGACCAUAUGAUACAGUGGGCUACAGGAUUUACAGAGCUUCCCUGCUCUGUGUGCAGUGAGAGCUGUGUUCCUGGUUUCAGAAAAUCCUCUCAGGAGGGGAAAGUUGCCUGCUGCUAUGAUUGCAUUCGUUGUCCAGAUAAUGAGAUUUCCAAUGAGACAGAUGUGGAUCAUUGUGUAAGGUGUCCAGAAAGUCAUUAUGCAAAUGCACAACAGAACCACUGCCUCCAGAAAGCAGUGACCUUUCUGUCCUAUGAAGACCCUUUGGGGAUGGCACUUACCUGCUUGGCCCUGGUCUUCUCUGCACUAACAGCUGGUGUUCUUUGUGUCUUUGUGAAGUACCACCACACUCCCAUUGUCAAGGCCAAUAACCAGGCUCUCACUUACAUCCUGCUCAUCACUCUGAUCUUCUGUUUUCUCUGUCCAUUGAUAUUCAUUGGCCAUCCCAACACAGCCACCUGCAUCCUGCAACAGAGCACAUUUGCAGUUCUGUUCACUGUGGCUCUCUCCACAAUCUUGGCCAAAACUAUUACUGUGGUUCUGGCUUUCAAGAUCACAUUGCCAGGAAGACUGACAAGGUGGAUAAUGAUAUCAAGGGCUCCUAACUUCAUCAUUCCUACCUGUACCCUCAUCCAGCUUGUGCUCUGUGGAAUUUGGCUGAGCACCUCUCCUCCAUUUAUUGAGUCAGAUGCUUACACUGAACAUGGCCACAUAAUUAUUAUAUGCAACAAGGGCUCCACUCUUGCCUUCCAUUCUGUCCUGGCAUACCUCUGUUCCAUGGCACUUGGGAGCUACACUUUGGCUUACCUGUCCAGGAACCUGCCCGACACAUUCAAUGAAGCCAAGUUCAUCACUUUCAGCAUGCUGGUGUUCUUCAGUGUGUGGCUCACCUUCCUCCCUGUCUACCACAGCACCAAGGGGAAACUCAUGGUGGCCAUGGAAGUCUUCUCUAUCCUGGCUUCCAGUGCAGGUCUGCUAGGCUGCAUCUUUUUCCCCAAGUGUUGUAUUAUUUUGUUAAGACCACAUAGGAAUGUGCUUUCUCAUGUCAGGAACAAAGCAUAUUCUAGAAGAAAAGUCAAUCUUAUAGCUUAG